UUACUAUAUUAUAUGUAUUAUGUAGAUGUCAAAGGAGCAUUGUAUUGAAGAGCUUUGUGAUUGUGGUUAUAAAGUUGAGAUUAAUACAGAUUGGAGCGACUUUGAUCCAGGGCGUGAAUUUGUUGCUUGCCCUUUCUACUUGGUUGACGGAUUAGGAUGCACAUACUUUAGAUGGAUUGCUCCGGAGGGUACAAAAUGGCAGAGAGACUUAAUAAUACGGCUUGAAAAGGAAAAAAAAGAGCUCAAAGAUGAGGUAUUUAAUCUAAAGAGACAAAUGGAUGAUAUGGCGCAUAGGAAAGAAGAGACUGAAAGGAUUAUGAGAAAGUUUAAGAAGCCUUCUUAGUUAGCGACAGUAGUUUAACUUAACGAAUGAAGUGUCUGAUGCGGAAACGCUGGCCACCAGGUAUCCAGAUUCCGUUCCAUGGGUCAUCGAUGAUAGGAUCAUCCCAUACUUAGAGCUAUCGAGUUUUUGUGGGACCAAUACCCUGCGGAAGCCUACGCAGCUGUACCAGACUCGGGGAUUCAAUUAGGGGCGUGGAGGGCUUCUGUGCCACUCAUAUGCUUCGACACUGUCGAAGUACAUCUACCAGAGCGCGUAAUGCGCCAAUAUGGGUUGGUACAGGGCAUUCCAUCGGCUUGUGACACUGAACCCCAGCUACACCUAAUCUCGCGCAAAAAUCAGGCUGCGGCAAACUGGAUGGAGAUCAACUGGCGUCACAUCACUCGUUGGGAUGGUAGACUUGAGCUGCUGGCACAAGGUGCGCCAAUCGAUGUUCAUGGCGCACCUACUACACUAGACUACAUGUCGUGGUUCCUCUCCAUCACGCGCCGAUGGAUGACACCACGUGCCAUCUUCGCAACAGCACAUUACGCACCUGCUGCGCCUACGAUGACCCAAUUUGCACAAGGUGCGACAGAUGUGAUACGGUAUAGCCACGAAGAGCCGGUGAGGGAGAUUGCGCAUGGCAUGCUCGUCGGCUCGCAGUUCCAGCACUUCAUACCGGAAGUCGCUGCAGAGUCCUCACCGACUACCGCCCAUAUGCACGUCUCAUCUCCUGCUUAUGACUACCAUUUGGAGGAGAUGGAUCAUUCAUACCCCGUUGACGCUGCAGGGACCUCGGAGGUUGGGCCAUCACAGUACCAGUCCCCUCCACUACCAGAGUGACACCCGAACGCCUUUUACUAUCAUAGGAGGCAAAGGAGACCAACUCAGUUAGAUAGGGUAGAUGAGGGUCGUGAGCGUCAACGUUUAACUUUUGUGUAUUUGG
Amaranthus tricolor (Joseph's coat) is the source of this 1268-nucleotide messenger RNA. RefSeq lists its product as uncharacterized. The transcript has 4 exons. The record is from RefSeq and is a predicted model, not a curated record. The coding region runs from base 599 to 1165 and encodes 188 amino acids. NCBI's taxonomy places the organism in Eukaryota, Viridiplantae, Streptophyta, Magnoliopsida, Caryophyllales, Amaranthaceae.